This is a messenger RNA of Mytilus trossulus (common blue mussel), 414 nucleotides long. RefSeq names its product craniofacial development protein 2-like. The record is from RefSeq and is a predicted model, not a curated record. NCBI's taxonomy places the organism in Eukaryota, Metazoa, Mollusca, Bivalvia, Mytilida, Mytilidae. The transcript has a single exon. Bases 1 to 414 code for a protein of 137 amino acids.
AUGGGAAAUACCGAGGUGAGACCGGAAAACAGAAAUCAGUUAGAAGGUUUAAUGAAUGAUGUUGGCCAAACCCAGAAUCAAUUGGAAGCAAACAUCAGGAGAGAACCUUUGGUUCACCCAAGAAAACAGAUCAAGGUCGGAUGCUGGAAUGUUAGAACAAUGUAUGCAUCUGGAAAGACAUACCAGGUAGUAAAUGAAAUGAACAACUAUGGAAUUGAUGUAUUGGGUAUUAGUGAAUGUCGUUGGACCGGAACAGGAAAUAUCAACCUCAGAGGUGGUGAGACUAUGCUAUACUCAGGACAAACAGAUAGACAUGAGUAUGGAGUAGCACUUAUUAUAUCAAAAGCAAACAGAAAAACACUCAUGGAAUGGCAACCUAUUAAUGAAAGAAUAAUAACAGCUCGAUUUUUUUAA